AUGCAGGCGACGAGCAUCAGUCAGCCGCCACCCGCACCAGCCAAAGUCGUCGAGCAGCCGAGCAAGUCAGAGGCAGCACAAGCUGACGCCUCCAAGGUCACGGCUGGGGAGGUCAAGGGCAGCACGACCGUAGCAGCAGCACAGGAGCCGGAGAAGAAAGCAACGCAGAGCCCACAUCCAGCACAGCAGCAGGUCGAAGUCUCCGCGAGCAAGAGUCCAGCUGUGAAAGUCACUCCCAACACUGCCCUUCAGCAGCAGCUGUUUGCACAGCAGAGCUUGAUGGGGAAGGCGCCGCCUUCCAUGCACUCGCUCUACACGGCAGGCAGCAUGAAGCAGCAGCACGUGCCCCCGAAGAAGGUCACUCAUCAUCCUCAACAGGUUCAAUACGGGUCUCAUGGGAUCGUGAUGCUUCCUGGUAGACCCCAGCACGUCCUUUACCCCCCUUCCCACAUGUCUUACACCCCCCUCCUCGACCCCUCGCUCGCAAGACUCCCUCCAGCUGCACAGAAGGCGAUAGACUCUAUUCCUGCUGGAGCUGGAGCUGGGGUUGGAGCUGGUGGCUCUGUGAAAGGGAAGGGGUAUGCGCCUCCUUCUACAGGGUCACCCGCCGUACAGGGCAAGGGAUACGUUCCUCCUGGUGUAGGCCCAGCAGGAGCUGGAGGAGCAGGAGCAGGAGCAGGGGCAGGGGCAGGGGCAGGAGUGGUAGGAGCAGGAGCAGGGGCGGUAAGAGCCGGAGCUGGAGCCGGAGCAGCUGUAGGAGCUGGAGCUGGAGCUGGAGCUGGAGCUGGAGCUGGAGCUGGAGCUGGAGCUGGAGCUGGAGCUGGAGCUGGAGCUGGAGCUGGAGCUGGAGCUGGAGCUGGAGCAGGACCUGGUGUAGGAGCAGGACCUGGAGCAGUAGGAGCAGGAGCAGGGAUUGCGGGGGCUGGGAUGCUGGGGAGAGGAUAUGUACCUCCGGUCAAGCUGCAAGCGGCUCUACAGCAGAAAGGAAUUUACAAGAAGCCUCCAUACACUACUCCAGGAAGCAUGCAGCCUCAAAGCAUGAGCCCUGGACAAGGAGGAAUGGGAGGAGGAGCACAAGCAGGGCUGCCGGGAGGACAAGGAGGAAUGGGAGGAGUAGGAGCGUUUGCAGACGCGUACGUCAGCUCGUUGGGACUGGCAGGGGCGAUGAAUGCUGGUAUGAUGAGUAGCAUGCAAAAGAUGAAAGGGCAAGACCCUUCGAAGAAUGUGUCAGUGCUGGUGCAGCCUCCCCCCGAACAAAUCAACAGAGUGAUCGCGAUGAAUUUGCCGGAGGAAGCUCAGGCAGCAAUGGAGAAGAUUGCAGGGAAUGGAAUUCCAGUCUAUUCGCUCGAAGUUAUGUAUGGCAAGCUCUCAUACAAGGGCAAUGGUUGCAACUGUUACAUCUUGUGUGAGAACGAAAAUCAAGUGCUUGAGAAAGUGGGUUUGAUGCGCUUUAUGAAGUUGGCAAACAACACAUGCACUCGUCCCAAGAGUGUUAUCUUCAUCUGUGCAACGAAACAGUCUGUUGCGGACUUCGAGAAGCAGUAUGCCGUUCAAACAAAGGUGGUGGACAAGAAGGAAGAAACGCAAUCUGCAGAACCUGGCUGCAUCUGCAAAUGUUGUAGAAAGAAACAAGUCAUUCUCAGCUCCAACUGGCCUGAAGAUGGUAUGAUCCUGGAAUGUGUACAUAUCUGCAAAGAAGACGAGAAAUGUUGCGACAUUGCGAAGUUGUACGGAGUGGACCUCGACUUGCUCGUUGAGAAGAACAAGAAGACUUACAAUGCCAACGAUACGCCCGAGCAAUGUGGGCAGCGACAGGUGUCCCUCACGGAUCGGAUUCCCUUCAACAUCGUCAAGGAUACGGACGUGGCCAUGUGGGACUCGUACAGAGAAGAGACAUUGGUUGCUGCAUCCUUCGAAACGAGUCAGCUCCUGUCUCCAGCGUUCAACCUCUUCUGGCUAGAAAACAAGUUAACUGAGUGGGUGAGCAAGUGUAAGGAAGUGAAGGAUGCAACGGCUUUUAAUGAGUGCCUCCGAGAUCUUUUCCUUCAGGAGCAAGAGGAGGACUCGGGGAACGGUGCUCCAGCGGAAGGCAUCCAAAAGAUGGAUCUCCGAUAUGGCUCGUCGAAGUUGAGAUUGUUGACAUGUCAAUUUGUAUCUUGCUCCGCACCAUUCUAUAGUGAUUCUGUCUUGUGUUUGUACGUGAUGAGGAUGAUGAUUGUUUUUGUGGAGGAUGAGGUGGAGGUGAUGACUUUGCAUGACUGGCUUGUUCAAAAUGGUCACAUUGACAAGCCUCAGCUUGCAAGCUCUGGUGCCAUUGCGCUCCUCGCUGAUUUCACUCUUGACGCUUCGACCAAACAUGGAGAGGCCGCACACAGGAUACAUCAGAUUCUUGAGCGCGUACCAUUUGCAGCCGUGAAGAACAAAAAGGAGGAGGUUUGGAAGGAAUUCUUUGAGAAAGUCGGCAAGGCUCAGGACCCGAAGCCACUUGCAAACUCAUUGAAAUGGAUAGCGGAACAGCUCAUUACUAAAGUGUUAGAUUCGCAAUGGCUUCAAAACUCGAGAGAGGACUGGGAAGUUCGCUGCGAGAGAUGCGAGAACUGGAAGGAGCUAAACCUUCUUCUCCUGGAGUUUGAGGACGACGGCAUCAACUGGAGGGCGGUGGAAGGCAGGAUGUCGAUGGAGAAGAGCAUACAAGAGAAGAGCAGACAGGGGUCGGAAGGGAAGGAAGGGAAAGGUCAGGAGAAUAGGAAGGCCUCGUACAAGAAAAAGCGCGAGUUGAAAGAUGCGAUUCUUCCUUAUCCUUAUGGAGUCACGGCUCAACAGAGCUUACCAGAGGGAUGGAGGGUCACAGUGCAUACGGCAUCAGUGUGGAGGCUUGAUGAAUGUAUCGUUACGCUCUGCACGCCUGACGGUCUCUUCUUGCACUCCAUCGAGGAGGUGCUCAAGUAUUACUCGAUCACUGGUCGUCUCGCCGACUUCACUGAGACCCUCCGAAGAACUUUCGUGCAUGCAAUGCAGGAGGCCAGAGGACUUCACACGAAACGUUUUCAGCGACUUGCCAAGUACCUUGCGAUGGACGUCGCCGCCUCCUCUGACCCUGUUGCUCCUGGGCUGCUGGCUGGGACCACGCGAGGCGCGAGGCUCCUCGCACGUAGAGACAAGAAGGAGGAGACGCAUGCUCUCACCAUCGGCUCCUCCCGACAAAAACGAGGCACGAAGAAGGGUACAAGCGCGAGUGAAGUCGCCGAGGGAGGAGACGAGAGUAGAAGAGAAGAGAAAAUCGAAACAGAUGCACUCGCGGACGAAAACCAGAGUCAAGAGGAUGACAUGGAGGUUGAACUGGAGCAGGACGAGCGGGAAGGGCAGGGCGAGGAGGAGCAGGACGAGCGGGAGGGGCAGGGCGAGGAGGAGCAGGACGAGCGGGAGGGGCAGGGCGAGGAGGAGCAGGACGAGCGGGAAGGGCAGGGCGAGGAGGAGCAGGACGAGCGGGAGGGGCAGGAGGAGACACAAGAGAAUGAGGACGAGAGUAUGAAAGAGGAAGGAGACAGUCAGCAGGGAAUAGAACAAUUAGAGUGA
This is a messenger RNA of Guillardia theta CCMP2712, 3576 nucleotides long. RefSeq lists its product as hypothetical. The transcript is spliced from 33 exons. The record is from RefSeq and is a predicted model, not a curated record. The coding region runs from base 1 to 3576 and encodes 1191 amino acids. NCBI's taxonomy places the organism in Eukaryota, Cryptophyceae, Pyrenomonadales, Geminigeraceae.